This is a messenger RNA of Humulus lupulus (European hop), 1510 nucleotides long. RefSeq names its product CRIB domain-containing protein RIC10-like. The transcript has 5 exons. The record is from RefSeq and is a predicted model, not a curated record. Bases 424 to 1044 code for a protein of 206 amino acids. NCBI's taxonomy places the organism in Eukaryota, Viridiplantae, Streptophyta, Magnoliopsida, Rosales, Cannabaceae.
CCCCCAAUUUAUUAUAUGCUGCACUCUGUACUUUUGUUUCACUCGUUUAUCGAAAAAAAAAAGAAGCUUUUCUCUCACCUUUUGUUUUGGAGGUUUUCAUUUCAUGGUUGCCCACCUUGUUUUUCCUCCUCCUUAGAAUCUCACUCCUAUUUUCACAUCCCUCAGUCAUAGAAUCUCAAACAUUUUGGCCAACCCAUUAAUACCAUUUUCCCUCUAUUUCUUUCUAUUCUCCUACCUUGCUUGAUUCAUUUAUAAAUAUAGUUUUUUGGGUUACUUAUCAAGGCUGCUGAUUCUUAGAAGAACCUUUUGCAUGUUCUUCCAUUUAACAAACCCAGUUGUAGAAAUAUGAAGAAUCGAACUUGGCACCAUCCUUUGGAGAAAGUGGAAAACAAGUUUCUUUCCUUUUAAACCCUCCAACUCUUUAUGCAGUUACAGCCACCACCACCUCAAGCAGGCAAAAGAACCAUCUCUCUUUCUGUUCUUUUGGGUAUUUUGGUUCUUCAUUGUGCCAGUCUUUUAAGAGGCUUAGCCACCAUUAUUGGGCUUCUGGUUUCCUCCAUGGCAACCAAGAUGAAAGGAAUCUACAAAAGCUUCAAAUUUAUCUCCCAAAUCUUUGUUGUCAAGGAGCGAGAGAUGGAAAUCGGGUACCCAACAGAUGUUAAACAUGUGACACACAUUGGAUGGGAUGGCCCAUCUGGUAGUGCACCCAGUUGGAUGAACGAUUUCAAAACUGCAUCAGACUUCUCAGCAAGUUCGCUUGGUAACAUUGGAGUCAGUGAGGGAAGAGAUUCCAAUUCUAUAGCCCUUUCCACGUGGUCUUCUCAAGAUUUUGAGCAAUCCUUGAGUCGCCAACCAGUAUCCGAGAUGUUCUCAGACAUUCCUCCAAAUGAACUCCCAAAUAUUCCCAAGAAUCCAAAGCGGAAGAAGAGCAAAUCAACUUCGUCUUCAAGCUCAGCAUCAUCCUCAUCGAGAGGUUUUCGAUUGACAAAAUCAAAGGCUACACACAACAACAUGGGGGCAUCACCAAACCUGCAGCUACUUUAGAAAUGUGUUAAGGAAAUUGAUUCAAAUUUUAGAGAAACUAGUGUCAUGUGCAUAGCAUAGACUUUCAUGAGACUUUAGUUCAUAGAGAUUCACAAGGGCAAGAAUGAAAGUCUUAAAACUUGAAAAUAGUAAUUUGUGUACAUCUUGGAAAGCAUAUGGCGCUGCAGAUAAAGGGAGUUAGAGAGAGAUUUGUGGAAGAAAAGGGUGUGAUAAUUAAGGAAGAUGAUCCCAUAUUUUGCUUCUACAUACUAGCAGAGUGAUAUGGACUUUGUACGUGGCUUUACUUAGUGAUGGUUUUGCUAGGCUGAUUAUUGGACAAAAACGCUAGAAAUCUUUACUUGUAAAUCAUCAGCAAUUAACCUUAUUUUAACCCCAGUUGAUCAAGAUUGGUUUUUAGUUUCGAUUUAUCAUUCAUACUUUGUAGUCCAAUCCAAUGUUAGUGCAAUUGCAACUUGUGUUCUGUGUC